This is a messenger RNA of Ostreococcus tauri, 1176 nucleotides long. RefSeq names its product unnamed product. Lineage: Eukaryota; Viridiplantae; Chlorophyta; Mamiellophyceae; Mamiellales; Bathycoccaceae. The record is from RefSeq and is a predicted model, not a curated record. The transcript has a single exon. Bases 1 to 1176 code for a protein of 391 amino acids.
AUGCGCGCGUUCACCGUCUCUCGACCGCGCGCGACGCCGCGCGCGCGUUCACACGGACGCCCGCGCGCACGAAUUCCUUUGCUGACUCGGACACACUGGAACGAAAUUCAUCCACGAAUCGCUCCGACGCGAGGCGUCCAUGGACGCGCGCGCGUCGUCCUUCGCGCCAGAACGGCCGCACACCAAGCACCUCCGCGUCCAACGUCGCACGCGCACACGUGGGAGACGUACGGCGCCGUGGUCGGCGCCGUGGUCCCGCCCGGCGCGGUGGUCUUCGUGUUGGGCGCGCUCACGGUUUCGUUGUUCGGAUUGUUGGUAAGUUGCCUGUUGACGUUCAGGGAGCUCGUAAGAGUGUGCCGAGAGGUGACGAUCGCGUCGAGAUCGGUGCGGAACUGCGCGAACGCGAUCGAGAACUCGUGCGCGAGCGUCGAUCGGUGCACGCGGAACAUCGACGGAACGUGCGAAAAGGUGGAUGAUUUCUUAGAGCAGGCGAACACGAUCGGGACGACGACGUCGAACAUCUUGACCGAGGCUGGGUUGUUGCAACGACGGGUGACGGAGUUACCGACGACGAUUUUGGGGGCGCUGGCGGACGCGGAUGAGCCACCACCGCCGAGGAGCGUUCUGGCGAGUCGUACGAUGCGAGACGGACGACAGAUGGACGUCGCCGAGUUGGCGCGUAGGGACAUCGUGCUCGGGAAAGAGAUCACGGGAAGGCGAUUAGGAAACGGUUGGAUCGGGAGCACAAUGCAUAGAUUCUUUUUCUCUCGCGAUAAUAAGUUCGAUGUCGGGGAGUACGUGGCGGUGAAGCGGUCAAAUAACACGUACACGUGGGGUGUGGUCGAGAUGACGGACGAGGACUCUCAAGACGAAGGCGACGGCACCGGCGUGGACGGGACCGAACUGGUUCGAGACAGCGUGUUAGGGCCAGACGUCCCUGCUGACGUGGCGGCGUGCGACUGGCCGCCGAGAGAUUUUCCCGCCGAGGAGCAGGCAAAGGCAAUCGAAGAGGCGAACAAAAUCACCCUCAGCAAGGUGUUCAAGGCGGUCAUCCGAAUGCCUCUACCGAAGAAUUUGGGCGACCCCGAGCGACAGUACCGCGUCGUCGUCGAGCUCGAUCGAGACUUGUAUAGGUUCAAGUACGUCGACGCGUCGCUGAUAGGGAAACGUUAUUAG